GACUUGUCAAACUUCCUGCUUCUCCGCUGCGGCUCCUCGGAACUUUUUCUCCCUGACAUGAGGAGACGCGUUUAACCAGCGGAAGCCGGGGACCAGCUUCACUUCAUGGGACGAACUUUAAGCCGACCAGAGGACAGUGUUCGGACUCUAUGAUUCGACCAGAAACAUCGAUAUUUAUUGAUCCAUGUUUGUGGUUUUUGUGUCUCAGCCACUAAAUCCUGAAUCAUGGAGGACCCGGACAGAGGAGGACCUCAGAGGAAAAUGUCAACAGCAGGAGACAGUUUGUACAAAGUCCUGGGCCUGGAGAAAGGAGCAACUCCAGAGGAAAUAAAGAAGGCGUACAGGAAGCUGGCGUUGAGGCAUCAUCCCGAUAAGAACCCAGACAACCCAGAAGCUGCUGAGAGAUUCAAAGAGAUCAACAAUGCCAACUCCAUCCUCAGCGACGAGAACAAACGGAAGAUCUACGAUGAGUUCGGCUCCAUGGGCCUGUACGUGGCGGAGCAGUUCGGCGACGAGAGCGUGAAAUACUACUUCCUCAUGACUAAGUGCUGGUUCAAGGCACUUAUGGUGUGCUGCGGUAUUUUCACCUGCUGCUGCUGUUUCUGCUGCUGCUGUUUCUGCUGUGGGAAGAUGAAAUCGUCAGAGGAGGAGGAGAAUUUCGUCUACAUGGAUCCAGACGACCUGGAGAGAGAGAUGAGAGAACAGGAUGCAGCAGGAGGCGAUGUAAUAGUUAUUCAGCCGAGCCCUAGCGCUGCCGAAAACAAAUCAGGUGAAAACGCACCGAUCGUGAUCCAGCCUCACAUGACUGACCGUCCUUUGGGGCCUGGAGACACUCAGCUGGCACACACAGGCGAGGGAAUGAAUAAAUGAACGAAUGAACGAGUGAGUCGAGUCGAGCUUCAGACUCUGGACUGUCAUGAAACCAGGUCGUGGCUGUGCUGAUUGUUUUCAAAGUGUCUGAUGAUGAGUGUAAAAACAGUGUCUGUGUUUAUGCGUUUGUGUUCAUCUCAGAGAUGUAUUUGUUUACAUGAAUCACGCAGCAAUUUGAUUGUGCCAUAGUUAGUUUUUUUUUUUUUUUAAUGCCAAUGGGUUUGUCUUUGAUCCAGUCUCAUAUUUAUUUUUUAAACAUUUUAUUUUUCAGUAUAUUGGGCAGAAUCUGUGCAUCAGCAACUAACGACAAAGCCGUGCAGAUCAAAGCUCUGGUUAUUGUUUUCAUGUGCACUUUAAAAUAGUAAAAUCCUAAACCUGCCAUGAUGCAUUUUGGCUCAAUGUCAGAAAUGUUUUAAUGUUUUUUUUUUUUUUAAAUAAGCCAAUUCAUGUUUCUCAGAUUGUUAGAGGGCAACCACAUGAGAUAUGAGGUGUUCAGUCAUAUUGCACAUAGAUACAUAUUAUAGAAACAAGAUAAAGGGCUGGAGCAAUGAAUUUCCAUCAAAAUUAAAUAAAUGUACAGUGUUGUAAUUAUGAUUUAUGACAGAAUAUUUGUUUAAAAUCCUGUACAUAGCCCAGUGAGAAUUAAUAAUGUAACGCUGACACAUUUACUGUUGGUUAGUUUGCUGUACCUGCACAUUUUGUGACCUCAAAGAUAAAACACAAGGGAGGGUGAAUCAUUUUAAAAAAGGUACUGAUAAUGAUCGCACAAACCCUAACUUUUCCUACACUUGAAUCUGGAGCCAACACUGUUUUUUGCCAAUUUUUUUCGGUUUCUCUGUUCAACCUGACGUGAUCCAGGUGUGUGAGACGACUUACUGCCUGUAGGAGCAGUGAAUAAGUACAGGGAUCAGGUAAAUUCAUAAAUAUAUUUUUGAUUGGAAGCUUUUUGACAAAAUUGAGUGUGUAUUAAUAUAAAGCCUUAAGUUAUGUCACCUUUGAUCAUGUUUAUAUUAUGUUUUAUAUUUCUGCUGGGUGUGCUUCAUCAGGUUUCGUUUAUACAAAUCUGAAUCUAAUGGUAUUUGUGUAUCAUUUUCAACAUUUGAUCUCUUUUUCUUCAGCACGAAAAGGUCGACUUUCACAGACUGUCAGACAGUUUAGUUAACUCACAGAAGUGCCUGAAUACAAGUGGGAUCAACUGUUUUUUUUAAAGAUAAUUCACAUUUUUUGAUCAGGGAUUUUAAAGAAAAGGUGUAUAUUUUGUUUCAUCAUCUCAGCAUUCCCAGGUAUUUUACCUCUUUCAACUUUUACAUGUUUUCACACUCUUUGUUUCUAUGAAAUUAAUGUUUGUCUGAUCAAAUAAACUUGGGCGAUACUGGAAAUAUC
Lates calcarifer (barramundi perch) is the source of this 2253-nucleotide messenger RNA. It is a transcript of the gene dnajc5gb, whose product is annotated as DnaJ (Hsp40) homolog, subfamily C, member 5 gamma b. The record is from RefSeq and is a predicted model, not a curated record. Lineage: Eukaryota; Metazoa; Chordata; Actinopteri; Centropomidae. Bases 226 to 870 code for a protein of 214 amino acids. The transcript is spliced from 6 exons.